CCAGACUGUCCGAGAACUCAGCCCACAUUGCAACGUGCUCUCCAGGCAACGUUGCGAGAAUGGCGCUGCAGGCCGAUUAGGGUAUCGUUACUUCGCAUCAGGUUGUACGACCUUCGCUUCUCUUACGGACGAUUAUGUUUAGGCACAUAUCCGGCAGGCCGCAUGCUCAGCUCUACGAGUCUUGCUCGGACGCGUCUGUCAUGCGUAGGCGGCUUUCUCCUGCGUAGACGGUAUAUAAGGUGUGGGUAGCAAGCCGUCUCUGCAUCGAACGCACUCAGCUAAGAUGUCUCACGCAAACCUCACGCUCUCCUACUACGUCUGGGCUCCCGACAGCAAGGCUGGCGACGUCGUCCAGAAACGUCAGGCCAUCCUCGCCGAGCACACCGAGUGGAUCACUGCCCGCCGCGCGGAUGGAAGCGUCCUGUACGGCGGCGCUAUUCUCGCGAAGGACGUCAAGCUCCCGCUCGCCUCCAACCCCGAGAUCGCGGGCACCAUCUUGAUCGUCAAGGCGAACAGCCUGGAGGCCGCGCGCAAGCUCAUUGAGCAGGAGCCGUACUACAAGGCCGGUGUGUGGGACACCAGCGACCUCAAGGUCGCGCCCGUUCUGUCCAGGGCUUAGGCCGGGGCCGACUCGUAUGAGAUGAUGUCUCUUAGCGUGCAAAGAAACGCGCACCAGUUGUCUAUGUGUCGUACAAAUGAUAUAGAGGUUGAUGGUCCGAGUCCUCUGAGUGGGAUCAUGCGUCUCAGUUCUCCGUCGUGCCAGAGGCAGUUGAGCGCGUGAGGUCACUGAAAUCGCCCUCGUGUCAGACCAUGUCACCAUGAACAUAGUCCGUAAUUAUUUUGCGAGCUUGGCAUUUCUUUCAUGCGCUCGCACUCGUGUCAGAAGUUGGACAGUUUGACGUUGUCGAGAGUCUAUGGUCACUCGAAGAUCUGCGUGACAUAUCUCUAUGAGUCUAUUGAGAUCGGACGUUCUGCGUGUCUUGUGGGCUUGGAGUAUUAUUACA
Molecule: messenger RNA, 1004 nt
Organism: Rhodofomes roseus
Lineage: Eukaryota; Fungi; Basidiomycota; Agaricomycetes; Polyporales; Fomitopsidaceae
Exons: 4
Coding region: 284-619 (111 amino acids)
Source: RefSeq, a predicted model, not a curated record